This is a messenger RNA of Trichomycterus rosablanca, 1506 nucleotides long. It is a transcript of the gene snrnp48, whose product is annotated as small nuclear ribonucleoprotein 48 (U11/U12). Lineage: Eukaryota; Metazoa; Chordata; Actinopteri; Siluriformes; Trichomycteridae. The record is from RefSeq and is a predicted model, not a curated record. The transcript has 9 exons. The coding region runs from base 71 to 1087 and encodes 338 amino acids.
AGGAAGACAUCUGGCUAGUCGAAAUGAGUGAGUAGGUUGUUUUGUUUGUGGUACCAGAACCAGAGCAGAAAUGUGUGCAGAUGUUUCUUCAGCAGCGGUGCAGGAUCGGCUACAAAAUGUGCAAGAGCUGAGUGAGUUUACAGAGAAAUGUCGGAAACAGUUGAAUGAAGUGUUGGAGGAACUGGGAUGGAGUCCGGACUGGCAACCCCAGUCCUCGCAGGAGGCGAUGGAGGUUUGUCCUUACGAUAUGAACCAUACAGUUCCAUCUAGCAGCAUGGAGAAUCACAAAGCAACCUGCCUGCUUAGCCAGUUAAAAUAUUCCAAGGAGGAGCAGGCGGAGAUGUACGAUCCUUCAUUUUGCUAUGGAAGAGCAAAUAUUCCUAGCAUCAAAUUGGACAAACAAACACAGCAUCAAGUAAUCCUACAGGCCCAAGCAAGUGCCCCUUCUGUUCAAUCACCAGGAAACUACUGCCAAAGGGAUUAUUCCACUGAACCUUCAGAUGUGCCUCAGAACCACAAGCGAGCAAUAUGUGACCUCACACCCGCUGACCGAUUGGCUGUGUAUGACUAUGUUGUACAGGAAGCCACAGAGCAGAGUGCAAAAGCACAGGCGUCCAGCAAUGAGGAUCUUUAUGUAGACCUUGUAUCCAAGCUUAAUAAAGGUGAUGACAGUAAUGGUCCAAAGUCUCACCUCGAGGUCUUAGCCGAAAUGAGGGACUACAGGAGACGCCGGCAGUCAUACAGAGCAAAGAAUGUUCACAUCACCAAGAAAUCAUACACUGAGAUUAUACGUGAAGUAAUUGAUGUCCACUCUGAAGAGCUGUCCAGACUGUGGCUGGAAGAGAGAAAGGAAGAGUCAAAACCAUCUCACUCUCACAGGAGGACAUCAGAUGAGGACCGCUCUGCAUCUGUUGAUUCGCAUGGGUCUCGUGCAGAUUCCAGAGAAGAUCGCAGCUCUCGCCACAAACACCACAAGAAGAGUAGUCGUGAGCAUCAUAAAGAUAGAGACAGCAAAAACAGAAGGAGGGAUUCCCAGUCUCCUGAAGAGAGACAUCACAAGAAGAAAAAGAAAAAGUCUAGAUCAUAAAGUGUUUGUGUGUAAAUAGCUGGGAGUAGGUUUGAAAUUACUGUGUAAAUAUACACUGUUUUGUGUUCAUAAAGUUUCAUUUAUUCAUUUGUUUUAACUAAUUGACCCUGAUCAGGGCUGUGAUAAUCUGGUGUCAACUUAAAAAACUGGCCUUUAAGAAGGAUUUGCAAGGGGACGCUAACCUGUACAUUUAUUCACUCACACUUAGUUAGUCAAGUAAAAGUAGCCAAUUCACAUACUGCAUGUUUUAGAGGCAAACUGAGUAUUUGGGAGAAAACCCACUCUGGCACAGGAGGAACAUGCAGUCAUAAAGCUAGGUUUUUAGUACCCAUGAUGUACAGUUUGUGAAUUUUAAACUGUUGCUUUUAACAUUUUGUUCAAAGGAAAAUAAAAAUAAAGCUUGCAAUAUGUCCUCAAGA